Molecule: messenger RNA, 2104 nt
Organism: Pollicipes pollicipes
Lineage: Eukaryota; Metazoa; Arthropoda; Thecostraca; Pollicipedomorpha; Pollicipedidae
Gene: MFS16
Product: major facilitator superfamily transporter 16
Exons: 15
Coding region: 160-1833 (557 amino acids)
Biological process (GO): transmembrane transport
Cellular component (GO): membrane
Molecular function (GO): transmembrane transporter activity
Source: RefSeq, a predicted model, not a curated record
UUGUUCUCGGGCAGCGGAGGUGCGGGAGGUGGCGUAGUCGCCAGCUGCGCGUCGAAGAGGGUCUGCCUGCCAGCGCAGAGCGAGAGCAGCCGGAUCUAGGCCGACAUCUGACCGCACUGUUCGUUCCCAGCUGGCUGGGGCGCUGCAUACUGGGGCAAGAUGUCGAAUCUUCCGUGUGGAAUGCUGCUUUUGGAGAAAAUGGGAUGGCUUCCCAGGCCCUAUAGCACCAUGAGAAACGCUAGCUUCAAGUGGCUGGUGUUCGUGCUGACCUUCCUGACGUACACGUCCUACCAUGCCUCCCGCAAGCCUAUCUCAGUAGUGAAGAACGUGCUCAACAUGAACUGCACCGCCAAAGACCCGGCAUACUACAUCAACACUACGGCACAUCCUCACUGGUGCGACUGGAAACCAUUCGAUGGCGAGGAUUCCAAUACUCUCCUCGGAUUCCUCGACUCGUCCUACCUCUUCAGCUACGCAUUCUUCAUGUUCUUCAGCGGGCUGCUGGCCGAGCGGAUGGACCUGCGCUACUUUCUCUCGCUCGGCAUGCUCAUGUCGGCCGUGUUCGUCUGGCUGUUUGGCGCCGCCUACUACUGGAACGUGCACUCUUUGGCCUUCUUCAUCAUCAUCCAGGUGGCCUGCGGCAUCUUCGAGGCCUCGGGCUGGCCGGGCGUGGUCACCGUCAUGGGAAAUUGGAACGGCAAGAGCAAGCGCGGGCUGAUUUUCGGCAUCUGGAACUCCCACACGUCCGUCGGCAACAUCCUAGGCUCGCUGAUGGCGUCCGCCUUCGUCGACUAUAACUGGGGCCUCUCGUUCAUCGUGCCGAGCGCCUUCAUCGCCGGCUGCGGCGUGUUGAACUUCCUGUUCCUGACGCCGUACCCCACGGAGGCCGGCUGCGACCCGCCCCCGGCGCCGGAGCCGUCGCUGCUGGAGGAGUCGGUCACGUCCGCGCCGGGCUCCCCGCGCGCCGCGCACGUUGCCGUCCACGCCGGCCCCACCGGGUACGGUAGCUUUGGGCCCGGCCGCGGCGCCGCUUGCCAGCCGCACAGCGCUUCCGAGGGCGAGCGCCGACCUCUGCUGAGUCAGCCGGCCGACUCCAGCGACGAUCAGAGCGAGCUCGACCCGUCUCCGAAAGCUGAGCUGACCGUCAACGGAGACGUCGUCGCCCCGCGGCAGGAGGACAAGGCCAUCAGCUUCUUCCAGGCCAUCCUCAUACCGGGCGUCUUGCCGUUCUCCAUCUGCCUGUUCUUUGCCAAGCUGGUGAGCUACACGUUCCUGUACUGGCUCCCUCGCUACCUGCACACUGCCGCCGACUACAGCCCGAGUGAGAGCGCCAACCUCUCGACGCUGUUCGACGUAGGCGGCAUCGUGGGUGGCAUCCUGGCUGGCUUCUUCAACGACUGGACCGGCGCACCCGGCAUUGUCUGCGUCAUCCUGCUGCUGAUCGCCAUCCCCGUGAUGUUCGUGUACCAGGCGGUGGCGACAGUGAGCCACGGCCUCAACACGUUCAUGCUGCUGGUGGUGGGCCUGCUGGUGAACGGGCCGUACGCGCUCAUCACCACUGCCGUGUCGGCCGACCUCGGCACCUCGCUGCAGGGCAACUCCAAGGCGCUGGCUACCGUCACCGCCAUCAUAGACGGCACCGGCUCGGUCGGCGCCGGCCUCGGCCCGCUGCUGGCCGGCGCCGUCUCCUCCGGCGACAACUGGACCGGCGUGUUCGUUAUCCUGAUGUGCGCCGACGCCGUCGCCAUCCUGUCACUGGGCUGGGUGCUUAAGCACGAGGUGCUCGCGAUCCUGGACCGGCGUCGGCAGCGGCGCGACGCGCUGCCGGCCUAGAGCCCGGCCGCAGCGCCCGAGGCGUCGAACAGAGCGGCGGUGCGCUGGCUGGCCCGCUCCGGUCCUGGGUCACGGCCGGCGGCGGUGCGCCGGCUCUGUGAGCCGCGUCGGAGACCCGCCAGACCCGCUGGAGACUCACUGAGGACCCGCCGGAGACUCGCCGGAGACCCACCGGAGACCCGCCGGAGACCCGUUGGAGACCCGCCGGAGACCCGCCAGAGAGCCGCGGAAGACUCGCUGCUGAGGACCGGCCGGCCGCGACGGCGUCGGA